AUGAUCAAGAAUGUGCUUUUAGUUUUUCUGGUAAUCCAUGCGACGUUGGCGAAUUCAGAAUCUGCUUCAAAGAAAUGGCUGACUCUAAAUGGCCGGAGACCUUCUGUGAUAGCCCGAGGAGGGUUUUCGGGGCUCUUCCCUGAAUCCAGUGACUUUGCAAAUCAGAUGGCGCUUGCGACAAGCUUGAGUGAUGUGGCUGUGCUCUGCAAUUUACAACUAACAAAAGACGGGGUUGGGAUUUGCCAGGGAGAUAUCAGGCUUGACAACACAACAAAUAUAGCAAUGGUAUUUGAAAAGGGAUCAAAAACCUACAAGGUAAAUGGGCAGGAUAUAACCGGGUGGUUCGCCAUAGAUUUUACAGCUGAUCAACUCCUUGCCAAUGUGUCCUUGGUGCAAAAUAUUUUCUCCCGGCCAAGUGCAUUCGACGCGAUGCUGCCCAUAUCAACUGUUGAUGAUGUCAGAAGUUCCAAUCCCCCUGCAUUCUGGUUGAAUGUUCAGUAUGAUGCAUUCUAUACGGAAAACAAACUAAGUGUGACAAAUUACAUUCAAAAGGCAACGAGACUUCAGGGUGUGAAUUACAUUUCUUCUCCUGAGAUUGGUUUUUUAAAGAAAAUCAAUGGAUUGGUGAACAAGGCUAAGACCAAGCUCGUCUUUGUGCUCCUAGACAAAAAUGCAACUGAACCCACAACCAAGCAAACUUAUGGUUCAAUUUUGGGAAAUCUUGCCACAAUCAAGGCAUUCGCAUCUGGGAUUGUUGUCCCAAAAGAUUACAUAUGGCCUGUUAAUGCAGCUAACUAUUUAGAAGCUCCCACUAGCCUUGUAAACGAUGCUCAUAAACUUGGUCUUGAAGUAUAUGCUUCUGGAUUUGCAAAUGACUUCACUACAAGUUAUAAUUAUAGUUAUGAUCCAUCAGCUGAGUACCUGCAAUUCAUUGAUAAUUCCCAAUUCUCUGUUGAUGGGUUGAUUACAGAUUUUCCUCCCACAGCAUCAGAGGCUGUUGAAAGGUAUAUGCUUUUCUUAUAUUCGACGUACAUUCCACAAGAGCGACAGAUUAACAAUGCAUGUCUAUAUGCAGAACAAGCUUUGAUCAUAAGUCACAAUGGAGCAAGUGGAGUUUAUGCUGGGAGCACCGAUCUUGCUUAUCAGCAAGCUGUAGAGGAUGGAGCUAACAUAAUAGAUUGCUCAGUUCAAAUGUCAAAGGAUGGAGUGGCUUUCUGCUUGGAUUCUGUGGAUGUUACAAGAGAUACAACUGCAGCAGCUUCCUUCAUGUCUCUAUCCACCACUAUCCCUGAAAUUCAAGAGUCAGCUGGAAUUUUUUCCUUUGACCUUUCUUGGAGCGAUAUCCAAACACUGCAACCUCAAUUGACAAGCCCUUUCGAGAAUAAGGGUGGCUUGCCAAGAAACCCUGCAAACAAGAGCAAGGGUAAAUUUCUUACUCUUGCUGAAUUUCUGGAAUUGGCUAAAGUAAAGGCGGUUACUGGGAUUUUAAUCAACAUUGAGAAUGCCGCUUACCUAGCAUCACAGAAGGGUCUUGAUAUAGUAUCUGCUGUUAACACUGCCUUUGGCAAUGCCACAUUUGGCAUGCAAUCCACACAAAAAGUCCUAAUCCAGUCAGACGACACAUCAGUGUUGUCCAAGUUUAAGAACGUCCCAGCAUACAGUAGAGUACUAUAUCUUAAAGAUGAAAUCAGUGAUGCGCCCAGGACACCAGUGGAGGAGAUCAAAAAAUAUGCUGAUGCAGUAACUCUGCCAAGAUUCUCCAUCGUACCCACGGUUAAUGGCUUCACUACAGGAACCACCAAAGUCGUAAACGAAAUGCAAGCAGCGAAUAUCUCAGUAUUUGUCUCAGUCUUAAGGAAUGAAUUUAUUACCCUUCCAUUUGAUUACUUUUCGGAUCCUACAAUAGAGAUUGCAACUUACACUUCUGGAAUAGGCGUUGAUGGAAUCAUAACCGAGUAUCCAGCAACUGCAAGCAGAUAUUUGAGAAAUCCAUGUUCUUCCAAUUCCAUGCCCGAUAGCUCAUACAGCAUCAUUCCAGCUGAAGCUGGUAGUCUACUGAGGACAGUUCCUGAAGAAACACAGCCACCAGCAAGUUCCCCAACACCAGCCUUGGAUGUUGCAGAUGUUGUAGACCCACCACUCCCUGCCGUAACCAAACCUGCAUCCCCCCCUCCUGCAACUUCACCUCAUUCAAAUGCCUUACAAAACAUUGCUAACGUGGGCCUUUCUUUAGUAGCCAUCAUGGCGUUUACCUUGCUAUCUUUGAUGUGUAAUUAGUUAACAUGGCAAGGAUAUGUGGCUGAUUUUUUUUUACCUGUCUACUAGCAGCUUAAUCAAAUCUCUGGACGAGUUUGUAUUUAU
Molecule: messenger RNA, 2361 nt
Organism: Populus nigra (black poplar)
Lineage: Eukaryota; Viridiplantae; Streptophyta; Magnoliopsida; Malpighiales; Salicaceae
Product: glycerophosphodiester phosphodiesterase GDPDL6-like
Exons: 8
Coding region: 1-2277 (758 amino acids)
Biological process (GO): lipid metabolic process
Molecular function (GO): glycerophosphodiester phosphodiesterase activity
Source: RefSeq, a predicted model, not a curated record